AUGGUGGUGAACACUGUGCUUGCCUCUGGCAUUGCCUUGGUGCUUGCCACCUUGGUGCAGGUCUUGCUUGCUUGGGCAUGGCUUGAGCCCUUUGGGCUUAGCCAUGGUGGUGAACACUGUGCUUGCCUCUGGCAUUGGCAGUCCUUGCCUCCUCUUGGCUUGCCAUUCACCAAGCCCUCCCACCCACCCUUGCUUUGCUGGUGUUGCUUUGUUGCUGCUGUUGUGGGGAGGGGUCAUUGCAAGGCCUUUGCACUGUUUGCACCAACCCAAUGGGAAUGUGAUUGCAUUUUCAUUGGGCUGUACCUGGAAUAUGGGAAAGGGGAUACAGAUGGAGACGGCUGCUUGUCCUCGGAGCAGCAACGUGAAAAUCAACGUGGCAUGGCAGCCAUGGCAUCAGCCUUCGCAUCCCCGGUGUCCGUGGCCAGUGCCGGACGCAGCGCGACCGGCGCGACCCGCGCGACCCGCGCGACACUCGCCAGCCGCGGCGCAGGCGGUGUCGCCGUGGCGGAUGAGACAGGUUGGCAUCCAAAGUUGGCCGCGACCGCGGCGCUGGCGGUGACGUUUUCCCUUGGAAAACGUGGAAAACGGGCGGCUGUGAGACCAAAGGUCUUUUGCCGGGCGACCAACAUCUUUGAGCGCUCCUCUUUAGAGGCAGGAGCUAAGUUGUUGGAGGAAGCAGUGAAAUCUUCCAAUGGGAGCAAUCCUACUGAGUUUACCAGCUUUAGCGAAGAGAAGAAUCGCCAGUCCUACGUCUCACAACAAGCUGCCCUGGAAGGCUUGGAGGACGUGAAUGGAGUGGAUGAUGAUGGCCUUCCCUUGGUCUAUUCUGUGGAACGCAUUGCAAACUUCUGGGUGCUGUGGGCCUGAUCUGAUGAGUGCAGCCUGUGGCCAGUGGUAGCACUGGAACUUUUGACCUUCUGAGAGGGGUGAGCUACACAAAUUUGAAACCUUAGUGGACAAACGCCAUGUGACAACACUGUGGUGGACAAUUGUGCUUUGAAGGGGGGAAAA
Messenger RNA from Cladocopium goreaui, 1011 nucleotides. The record is from the annotation of a GenBank genome assembly. NCBI's taxonomy places the organism in Eukaryota, Dinophyceae, Suessiales, Symbiodiniaceae.